AUGCUUCUGAAUAAAGAAAAUGAUGCUCUUUAUUCUUGCCCUCCAGUUUGGGACUCGGCCAAUGCCCGGUUGUCAGCAUGUGCCAUGCAAUAUGUUUCUAUCAUUCCGGGUAUCAUAGUCUUGGUUAUUGGAUUGAGCCAUGCGCUCACCCGUUCCUCUUUGGUUCGGUGUCCGAAAUGGAUGCGGCCUUUUGUUGCUGAACAACCACCAGGUGCUGAGCUGCCAUCAGGGAGACCAAGACAACGAACGGGAUGGGUGAUUACCCUACUUGUCUUUUCCACGGUUGGAUUCGCUGCUGAGCUCACAAAAUUCGUGCCCUACGCGCCCACACCGAGCAAUAUCAUGCUCCUGGUAUCUUGGGCGGCUGCAAUUGUUCUGAUCGUUAUAGAACGCCCAAGGUCCUGUCCAGUAUCCAUGCUGUCCUUUUUUGCUGUAGAACUGACCGUGGAAACGGCGGUCGUACUAAACCAUGACGCUUAUGCAGUGUCGAGGGUUUAUGCUCAUUACAUUGCUGCUAGUGCUGCUGCUGCUGCCUGCGCAACUAUCUUAUUUAUGCCAUUUCGGGGACCUUCACUUCCCCGCAUUGAUAUUGGCGUCGUGGGUCAAUCACCAUCAAGCAAAUUUCGCAGCCCGGAGGACAAUCUACGACUCUGGCAAUUUCUUACUGUGUCUUGGAUGGCCCCGCUGAUGGCAGCCGGCAAGAACAGACAGUUAAAUGAUGAGGACGUUUGGUUCUUAGGUUUCGAGUUCCAACAUCGUAGACUGCAUGAAAGGUUUCGUCAGCUCCGUGGAUCUGUCAUAUCUAGACUACUUCAAGCAAAUGGUAUCGAUGUUAUGAUCAUUACCGGAAUCUCUACGGUGCAGAUGCUUUGCGACUUCGCAACUCCCGUGCUUCUGCAACAGCUUCUUAAGUCAAUGACGGACCCAGACGUGCCAAAACGUGUCGCUUUGACCUACGCGACGCUAUCACUAAUACUUCGUUUGGUUGCAGCGCAGUCCCAGGUAUUGAAUCUUUGGUAUGGUAGACGCUGCUACGAACGAAGCAGAGGUGAAAUGAUCAUGAUGGUGUAUGAGAAGGCAUUAUCAAGGAAGAAUAUCUUCGAUCAGCAAAUUACAGCAAGGGAAAGCCAAACUCAGAGCCAAGAGAGUGAUGACAGUAACGGUGAAGUGGCGCCCAAUACUAAACAGAGGAAGCUUUGCGGACUAUUUCCGCUGCGACGGGCCACUGGUAAAGAGAAAGUGAAGACCGCGGCUUCCAUGGGAAAGAUAUUCAAUUUACUACGUGGAGAUGUCUACGAAGUGGCCCAGCGGUUCUGGGAAGUUGAUACCUUGGUCGACAAACCCCUGGGUCUUGUCAUUGCCACAGUGCUCGUCUGGAAACUGCUUGGGCCCUCCUGCUUUCUUGGAAUCUCGGCUAUUUUGAUAGCUCAGGUCUUGAAUGUCUUCAUAACACGUAUGCUCCUUCGAUGGGAAAGAGUGCGCAGACUGGCGACAGAUACCAGACUCCAAAUAUCAUCCCAGUUUGUGGAGGCCCUUCGCCAUCUUCGUUGGUAUGGUUGGCAAAAUCAUUGGCUCCGUCAAGUUAUGGAUGCCAGGCAAUCCGAAUUGAACCUUCGCAUCGUGACUAGUCUUUUCAAUGUCCUAAUCCGCUUUGUCAAUACCUUCGCCAGUGGUCUGUUCCCUGUCGUGGCCUUGUAUGCCUAUACAUUGCUGGCUGGGAAUCCCCUACGUAUUGACAUUAUAUUUCCGGCGUUGCAGCUCUUCACUAUGCUAGAGCUUCGGCUAAGGGAAAUCCCAGGUCUAAUAACAGUGCUCAUCAAUGCAUCUAUCGCCAUGGAACGUAUAGAGGACUUUAUGGCUGAACCUGACAAGGAGAAACAGACAACAGUAGAAGCGCACACUGAAGCCCCACUCGUGUUAAAUUCUUGCUACUUUGCAUGGCCUGGCAGAACGUCACCUGUGCUCUCUGACAUCAAUUUGACAGUUGCUCGAGGGUUAACAGUCAUCUGCGGUAAGGUAGGUGCUGGAAAAACAGCACUUCUCCAAGCCUUACUUGGUGAAUUGGAUAGACUAAGUGGAGUUUCUGAGACCCCCAAUGAGAUGGUCGGAUAUUGUUCUCAAACGCCAUGGUUGCAGAGCAUGAGUAUCCGUGACAAUAUUCUGUUCUCCUCCGCGUACGAUGACCGUCGCUACAAGCAAGUUCUCGAGGCCUGUGCAUUACUUCCAGAUCUGGCUAAUUUCAAACAUGGCGACCUUUCAUUUGUGGGUGAGAAUGGCAUUGGCCUCUCGGGUGGACAGAAGGCACGUGUGGCUCUUGCACGGGCAGUCUAUAGUACUGCGAGAAUACUAUAUCUUGACGACCCUUUGUCCGCCCUGGAUCAUAAUACGGCAGAAACCAUAGUUCGCAGAUGCUUCUCUGGCCCGUUGAUGCAAAAUCGCACAGUUGUCCUUGUCACUCACCGCACCACUUUGGUACGCCAUAUUGCAGACCAAAUUGUUCACCUUCUUGAUGGCAGAGCUACCAUAGAAGAUAAGCAAGCCAUUUCCUCAACCCUUAGCAUCGAUGAUACAGACGAAUGCUCCUCAUCUCCAUCUACGGAUGAUGAAGCUCAGGAUGACGCAGCAGACAUGGAUGAUAAAGCCGCGGUGCCAGACAAGUUUAUUGAAGAGGAACACCGGGCUGAAUGGGGAGUAAAGGCCAAGGUCUACUGGAACUAUAUAAGAGCCGGAAAGUAUAAGUGGUGGCUGGUCCUUGCCAUCUUCAUAAUCAUGUAUCGUCUCGCCGCUGUUGGUCAAUCUUGGUUCCUCAAAGAGUGGGGCGAGGCUUAUAAUCACGACCAAACGCUUGUAUUAUUUGGUGCCUCGCCAUCUUACAAGAAGGUUUCUCCAGGAGGACUGGGAGAACCACUAGUCCUCCCACAGGUGCUCAAUUGGAAGCCAGGUAAUCCAUUUGACAAAUUUCCAGCGCCACUCCAUGACGUCCGACCAUGGCUUGUGGCAUUUUUUGUCAUUACAGUUUUCCAAUCACUCACUGUCCUAAUCUCACAGCUCAUGAUGAUUGUCAUAGUUUACUGCGCGGGUAAAACAAUGUUCCAGGAAGUCAUGCUGCGUGUCAGCCAUGCCACAUUCCGUUUCUUCGAUGUCACUCCUAUUGGGCGUUUGAUGAACCGGUUGACAUCUGACAUCGGUGUGGUCGACGGCAAUAUCAGCGAACAAUUCCAGAUAAUUAUCUUCCAGGCUAUUGUGUGGGUUUCAUCACUGCUAGUCAUUGCCUCAGUCACACCUACAUUUCUGGCUUUUUCAUUGGUUCUAACAGCCGCUUUUAUCUUUACCUUCCUGCGGUUCCUCCCAACGUCACAAAGCCUACGACGGCUGGAAAUGGUGUCGCUGAGUCCUCUUAUCUCGAAUUUUGGAGAGCUUUUGCAUGGUCUUACUACUGUCCGUGCAUUCCACGCGGAGUCACGCUUUCAGGAUAGGGUCAUCGCCGUUGUGGAUAAGUUUCAGGGAAUGGACCACUUCUACUGGUCACUGCAGAGUUGGCUGAUGUAUCGUUUCGAAGGCCUAUCUGCGCUUUCAACGUUCUGUCUUACUGCCAUUGCACUCUACACAAAUGUCACUCCUGGCCUGGCCGCCUUCGUGUUAAUUGCAGCGAAUAACUUUGUGGACUCUACACACGCAUUAUGCAAGCAGUAUGGCCAACUACAGAUGGACUUUGUCUCAGUGGAAAGGGUAGACGAGCUUCUCCAUAUCGAGCAAGAAUCUCCAGGAGCACUUGAGCCACCAGCCUCUUGGCCAAAAUUCGGGUCCGAUAUCGUCUUUGAAGAUGUUACGAUACGAUAUGCCCCUCAUCUGGAUCCAUCGCUGAACAAUAUCUCCCUCCGCAUCCCCGGGGGGUCCACGACGGCCGUCAUCGGCAGAACAGGGAGCGGGAAGUCUACCCUUGCAGUCUCACUUCUUAAUGUGAUUCGCGCAGAUGGCGGUCGCAUCCUAGUAGAUGACCACGACAUUGCGCAGGUGAGCACUCAAGCACUCCGGACACGCGUAACAUUUGUUGCGCAAGACCCCGUUCUUUUCCCGGGCAGCAUACGUCGUAACCUCGAUCCAACCGGCGAGUACACAGACGCGGAGUGUGCAGACGUCCUCAAACGCAUCUGCAGCAGACACGGCUGGAACUUAGAGACCCAUGUUGAAGCUGGGGGUCGGAACCUCAGCCAGGGCGAACGACAACUAAUUGGUCUGUCGAGGGCAGUUUUGCGCCGGAGCUCGAUUGUCAUACUCGAUGAGGCAACGGCGUCCAUUGACCACGAAAGUUCGUUGGAGAUUCAGCAAGUCCUCAGAGAGGAGAUGAAAGAGUCGACUGUCAUCACGAUUGCACACAGAUUGGAAGCCAUCAAGGAUGCGGACUACUAUGUUGUUCUAGAUCAGGGACGGGUAUCCAAACAGGGAUACGUGAAGGAUAUGUGA
Messenger RNA from Aspergillus pseudotamarii, 4464 nucleotides. RefSeq names its product putative ABC bile acid transporter. NCBI's taxonomy places the organism in Eukaryota, Fungi, Ascomycota, Eurotiomycetes, Eurotiales, Aspergillaceae. Gene Ontology annotation, cellular component: fungal-type vacuole; membrane. Gene Ontology annotation, molecular function: ATP hydrolysis activity; ATP binding; ABC-type peptide transporter activity. The transcript is spliced from 4 exons. The record is from RefSeq and is a predicted model, not a curated record. The coding region runs from base 1 to 4464 and encodes 1487 amino acids. Gene Ontology annotation, biological process: transmembrane transport.